UAAGGUUAUUUAUAUAUGGAUGUUAUGAAUUGUUCAAAACAUGCGAAGCGAUUUAUUUAAGGAAAUUAUCAAAUAUGAGUACUUCGCUUGUUCGUAAAAGUUUGUCAGUGGUUGAUCCACAGUUUAAUGUAAAUUCCAAGAAAAAGAGGAAGAAUGAACUUUUUGGGCUAAACUCCGACAAUAAGAAAAUACUAGCCAAAACUUACAAAAAGGGUGGCAAAAAAGAUUCCAAGGUGAAUCUUUUAUCCAAAGAAAAGAAGUUAACUGUAUCCGAAGCAAAAAAAACCUACAAGUCCAAAGAACAAAUUCUGAAGGAGAACUUACGGAAGCUGGAAUUAAUUAAAACAGCCAGCAAGGUAGAAAUAGAUGAGAAAACAGUGAAACAGAUAAUUGAAAGGGCAGUUACCAGAAGACCGCUAACGAAUACUCCUGCCAAAGAAAAGGACCAGGGAACAGUAUUUACAGAAGAAGACUUCAAGAAAUUUGAGGAGGAGUAUUUCGACGAAUAAUGCUUGUUUCUGAUAAAACUUGCGGACUUGCACAACUGCUAGUCAGUUCUGUAGUGUUACUUUAUUUAUUUUUUCUGUUGAUGAUUCUGCCUGUAUUACCUGUUGAAGACAUCUAUUUCCAGAAGUAUACUCCGACUACAAUCAUACUGCUGGUAUGCGGUACUUUUGGUUUGUUUUUCAUUGGAAGUCUAUCUUUCUUAACACUUUUUGUUAUGUAUAAACAUCGCUCUAAACAUAAA
Molecule: messenger RNA, 748 nt
Organism: Leptinotarsa decemlineata (Colorado potato beetle)
Lineage: Eukaryota; Metazoa; Arthropoda; Insecta; Coleoptera; Chrysomelidae
Cellular component (GO): nucleolus
Molecular function (GO): enzyme binding
Source: RefSeq, a predicted model, not a curated record